GUGGCUUUUGGCGCUCAGGCGGUGUGCCGAGCCGUUGCACAGCUCCUCGGUUGCACAAUGUGAAUGCGGCAGGAGGAGGGUGCCGCCGGAAUGAGUCGGCGAAGGAAGUUUGCGGACAGCCCUGGCCGGAGGAGCACGCCGCGCAGGGCGGCUGCCGACGACUGCUGCCCAGCAGUGGAGCCGGGGUCCCGAUGGUCCAGGGCGGCCCGCAACUCCCGGCCCUGCAAGGCUGGAGCUCGGCCUUUGCGGCGGGAGCGGCUCCAGGCGGCGGCUGACGACCGGAGGAGCCCCGGGGAACAGUAUGAGACACCAACAAGAGUUAUGAAAGUGGAUUUAUUAUCCUAUACCUUAAGUUCUCCUAAUGAUCCAGAUGGACAGACCGAUAUCUUCUGGGAUCAGAAUUCUCCAAUGACCAAACAGUUAGGUAAAGGAAGAAAAAAGCAGAUUCCCACUCCAUACACGGAUGAGAUUUCACAUAUUGUCAACCGCAUUGCUCCUCAGGACGAAAAACCAGUGACAAACUCCAUGCUGGGUGUGUGGAUUGGUGACACUGCUAUUCCUUGUACUCCUAGCGUAGCAAAAGAAAAGUCAAGAGUGAAAAUCCGCUGCACAAAGUUAAAAACAAAAACUCGAGAAAAAGAACUCAUGAAAUUGGCUAAGCAGUUUGAUAAAAAUAUGGAGCAACUUGAUGUGAUUCAAGAGCAAGAUGGAAAGAAUCAUGAUUUUAUCCAGGCAGCUUCAGAAGCGGGACAUAUACACCACCGUAAAGAUUCCGUACAGAUGGAAAUAGAUAACACAGUUCCGGAAAUCGAUUGUGCUCUAAUGAAGAAGCAAAUGGAAGGAAACACCAGAAUAUCUGUGGCAAAGGAGCAAGACAGCAGUCAGAAACCCUUUGACCAAAAUGUUGAAGCAGCCCUGAAUGCUAUUUUUGAUGGUUCCACUCAGAUGUGUAGUGGACAGCUAAGCCAAGGUGUGACGAAUUCUUUUCUGAACAAUAGCAAAACUACCUUUGUGAAGAAAAGCAGUUCAAUAGAAGAGGAAAUUAUUACUAAUGAAACUCUGGUCACUGAAAACCCGCCAAGCAGAACUCCAAUAUCACCUUCCCCUCAGGUAGAUACUGCCUUACUGCGAAAAUCAUGUGUGACUCCCUGUGCUAAGAAGCCAGAAGCUUCUACUAAACAUCUUGAUGGGCUGACUACUAAUGAUUUUGAGGAUGACUGGGAAAGCUUGCUAGGCAAUGAACCUUUCCUCAUGGAAAAUGCUGAAAUGCUUCAACCCCCUCCUUCAACAGCUGCCCAAGGUACGAGUCAGAAUGCAGCGUGUACCAUCACUGCUAAAAAUGAUACAAUCACAUCAAGAGCAAAUAUGAAUCUAGGUCGAAAGUCGGGAGAUUCGAAAGUAACCCUGGACCUUCCUUCAAAGCCAUGUAACAGAGAACUAGGAAAUUCUGGAGAAUAUAGAUUUUUAUCACAUCCAAGUGAUGAAUCAAGCAAGUUACCAUUAACUGGAAAUAAAAUGAGGUUUGAGAAAUCUUUGGGUAACAUUAAAGAUGACGGUUGUGUUGAUGUCUCUAAUAUUGCAAGAGUAAAAGAAGAUAGUCGCAGUAAGUGUACAGUUAAGUGUGCUUCUGAUAGUUCUGGUUCAUACUCAAAAUAUCUUAAUGAAAGAAACAAUGGGCUUAGUGUUAACCUGCCUUUGAAAGCGCCUAUUGAUACUGCUCCCCUUGGUUCUGUAUUCUUGGGCAAAGAAAACAGACUAAUGGAUCAAAACACAAACCAGACUAAUGGAUCAAAGUUCAGUUCUUCCCUCGAUGACUGGAAUGAUCCUUUGGUGGCCAGUGAAGUAAUUGAAGCAUGCCAUGAGUUCGAGACUACCUGGGAAGCGGAUGAUGUAGAUGACGAUUUGUUAUAUCAGGCAUGUGAUGACAUUGAAAGACUAACUCAACAAGAAAAUAAGGGCAGCAAGCAGUCAGAAAGUAUAAAUAACACUUCCAAACAGGGACCCAGAAAUAUUUCUACUGCAUCUAAACAACAUUGGAAUCUUACCAGUUCCUCGGUACCACCGUCCCUAACAACUAACUCAGAGAUACAUAAAUCGUUGGAGGUAAAGAAAAGAGACACGUGUGGAGCUUAUCCCAGUAUUUUGGAUGCUACAACAAAUAUGUCUGUGUGCUUUAAGAAUUCAAGGGAUAAUCAACAUGUACCAGUCCAGUUCUCCUGUAACUUCUUUCUGUGGAAUGCUUUAAGUCGUUCUGCUGAUCUUCUUACACUGGCCUGUUGCAUCUGUUUCUUGGGAACGCAUACCUGACCUGGCUUCAGCAGGAAGUCAUCUCUUUCGUGGAAACUAUGAAAGCACUUGUUGAUGGUGAAUGUGUGCUUCUCCAGCAGGAUACCCCUGCCUUCACACUAUUCUACUAUCCUCAUUCUUCAGUUGCUGUUGGAAGCACUAGCAUGUGAAAACCUGCCUAGUUUGCAUGGGUUGGCACUUUGCCAGUUUCAAGAGACAUUAUCCACAAAAGUCAAAGGAGCAGCUGGUAGGCCUGGAAGCAAUAUUCUUUUGUAAGCCUUUUUGCUGUUUUUGCUUCAUAGAAAGGUUAGUUCAGCAAGACCAUUGUUGCAGAGUUUAGACAGAUAACUGACUACAAGAACAUGGGUUAGUUAUUGCAGAAAUAGUUAUAUAUAGUUAUGAACCACAUUUUUUUCCUAAUAUACUUUUAAAUUACAAAGAACGAGUACCUUCCUCUGCAUCUGUAUGCUUACUACUGAUAUGUGAUGGCUACUAAUUAUAUUCUGAACGAUUUGUGGUCACAUUCUGUUUGUGAAUUUUUUCUUAUUCCACUGAAAUUAUAGCUCGGAGUCAUUCAGCUUUAGAGUUGAAAAAUGUUUCUUGGAAAAGUUUAAAUUUUAUUUAACAUUUAAUUGAUCCAAGUGUUAAACUGAAUUUAAAUUGUUCGAAUUAGACUAUGAUUUUCAGCUUUUACUAGUAUGCUCAUAAGCACUUGUGAAUUCACAGAGCACCAGAUGUCUUGUGCCUUCUCUUAGGUGUCAUAAGUGAACAUGCAUAGGUGUUGAUUGUAGAGUUUUGUCUUUCUAAAGUUCUUUGGGUAAUAAAUCUUAAUUGGUUAGCUUCAUUUAACAUUGCUAAAUGUUUUACUUACCUACCAAGUAGUUUUAAGCUUUCCUUUUAAUUCUUCUCAAUACAAUCAUAUAACACUUCUAUUUUGUAUGUGAGGGAAAUCUAGUAAAUAGAUUAAAUGACUUUCUCGAACUCUAUAGUUUAAUACCAAGUGUGAUUUAAAAAUUCCAUAAUCAAAAUAAGGUCACUGUUGUAUAUCUUACAAGAGCAAACAUUGUCUUGAGAGUGUAGGCAGAGGCUGCUCAUUUGUUCCUGGCCACCGAGACCUGAAAUACCACAAAGAAACUGUAUUAAAACACUGCAUGGCCAAUCACUUAAGCAUAUUGCUAGCUAGC
Messenger RNA from Microtus oregoni (creeping vole), 3470 nucleotides. RefSeq names its product ETAA1 activator of ATR kinase (gene Etaa1). Lineage: Eukaryota; Metazoa; Chordata; Mammalia; Rodentia; Cricetidae. The record is from RefSeq and is a predicted model, not a curated record. The coding region runs from base 64 to 2307 and encodes 747 amino acids. The transcript is spliced from 6 exons.